This is a messenger RNA of Ipomoea triloba (trilobed morning glory), 3284 nucleotides long. Its product is annotated as heterogeneous nuclear ribonucleoprotein 1-like. The transcript has 6 exons. Bases 199 to 1245 code for a protein of 348 amino acids. Gene Ontology annotation, cellular component: nucleoplasm. Gene Ontology annotation, biological process: regulation of gene expression. Gene Ontology annotation, molecular function: RNA binding. The record is from RefSeq and is a predicted model, not a curated record. NCBI's taxonomy places the organism in Eukaryota, Viridiplantae, Streptophyta, Magnoliopsida, Solanales, Convolvulaceae.
UUACGGAAUACACAAUAUUUUUUCCGUUUCGCCUUUUUCAGGACAACUUUUUUGACACAUAUCCAGAUUUCCCGUGCAGCGUUCAUAUAUAAAAGCUAGAAGCACCCGCUCCGAUUGUCCGCCAGUCGAGCAGCACAAACCCUAACCCCUGGCAUCGAUCAUCCUCUGAGAUCUCUCAAAAUCCUCAACCCCGACCACAUGGGAUCCAGGAGAUUCAACUUCGGCGAUGGCGCCAGCCCCGGAAAAAUCUUCAUUGGUGGUUUAGCUAAGGAUACAACUCUAGAUCAAUUUGUGAAGUACUUUGGGAAGUAUGGAGAUAUCACAGACUCUGUUAUCAUGAAGGACCGUCAAACUGGACGACCCAGGGGGUUUGGGUUCAUCACGUAUGCUGAUCCAGCUGUUGUUGACACUGUUAUUGCUGAAACCCAUAUCAUCAAUGGCAAACAGGUUGAGAUAAAGAGAACCAUUCCCAAAGGAUCUGCUGAAUCCAAGGAUAUCAAGACCAAGAAGAUUUUUGUUGGUGGUAUUCCUACUGUGGUAACUGAAGAUGAGUUAAAAAGCUUUUUCUCCAAGUAUGGGAAGGUGGUUGAACAUGAGAUCAUAAGAGACCAUGUGACUAAACGAUCCCGUGGGUUUGGAUUUAUUGUAUUUGACAAUGAACAAGUGGUUGAUAAUAUUCUGGCUGAUGGAAACAUGCUAGAUAUGUCUGGUACCCAGGUUGAGAUCAAGAAAGCUGAACCAAAGAAACCCUCAUACUCUGCACCUGCUCCUGCCUAUGGUAGUGAGCCUAGGGGCCGUGGUUAUGCUGACAACUAUGGUGGAUUUGGCAAUAACUAUAGCAGUUUUGACAGUGGUGGUUUUGGCCCUGCCUCUUAUAGGUCUUAUGGAGGCCUUGGGGGUGGUAGGUUUGGUGAAUAUGGAUAUGGUGCUGGUGAAUAUGGGGGCCGCUAUGGUGACUUUGCUGGAGGUGAUUUUGGUGGUGGUUACCGUGGAGAGCCCUCACUUGGCUACUCCAGUCGCUUUGGCUCUUAUGCUGGUGGACUUGGUGGGGGAUAUGCUGGCAGUGGUUUAGGUCCAUAUGGUCGUGGUGGUGGUGGUUAUGGAGGGUUUGGUGGAGCUGGCUCAGGUGCUGGUUAUGAUUCUGGCCCUGGUGCUGGUUAUGGUGGACCAGGAGGCAUGUAUGGAAAUAGGGCAGGCUAUAGUGGGCCUAGUGGCAGUGGUCGAUACCAUCCAUAUGCCAGAUAGAUGUUAUACUAAACUUUUCCCAUAGGUGUUGCUGUCAGGUCUCUUGGUUAUUGCUUCUUGUCGCCCAGAGUUGAGUAGAUAUUCAAAGCCGUAGCAACUAGCAAGGAGGCACUGUCUAGAAGAUUGGAACAACCUUAGUUUAUUUUAAUAUUGUGGUUUAAGAGAAUAUUAGAUAUAUCUGCUUGAUUCUGAUUGAGCCUUGUGUUUGUAGUUUAGAUGCUUUCUUCAAAUUAUGAAGUUUGGAUUAGUUAGACCUCAAUGUUGGGCUGUUUAAUGUAUUUUUAAGGUUAAUAUUUUAGAUGAUUGUUAUGCAAGGAAAUGAUAUAUAUCUCUACUAAUCUAGUAAUUUAAGGUUACUUGUAAGACUAGUUAUUAGAGUUAAUUCUAUUUUUAGCCCUCAAAGUAUAGUGGCUUUGCCACUUUUGGUCCUCAACUUUAAAAUUGAGCAAUUUCGGUCUUCCAAGUAUUGAUUUUUUGGUUACGUUUGGCCUCUGGGAGAUUUUCUAUCAAAUGGUUGUUUGAGUCAUUUGAUAGAAAAUCCACGGGAGGACCAAAAGUAGCACCAAAAAAAAAAUAUUUGAAGGAUUAAGAUUGGUCGACUUUAGAGUUGGGAACCAAAAGUGGCAAAACUACUAUACUCGAAGGACUAAAAUGGUAUUAACUCCUAGUUAUUAUUAUCAUUUUUUGGUCAUAGACCCUAUCUAUAAGAUGGCAGACAGGUUCCAUGACACUGAGCUAGUGCAUAUGUCUUAAGACAUGGAUUGUGUCUUGUGAUUAGGUUCACAAUGUGUUCUGAAGUAUUGUAGUUAGCUUGAUGGCAGCUAUUUUAGGUUUUCCAGUUAUUAGCUUGUCUACUUUAUCAUAGUUUAUAUAAAUAUAAUAAUUAAAAAAACUAGUUAAUAAGCUAUGCUGCAAAGCUAUAGUUGCACUUCUUUUAUAUCUAACUGAUAAUGUAGUAAAGUAGUCCAGUUUUGCAAAGGGAUUUGAGAAGAUAGCUAUAAACUAGUAGUGAUUGUAAUUUAUUUAUUUACUUUUUAAUGUAGUAGACUAAAAAUGUUGUAGAACAGUGACAGGGGGAUGGCUGGAGUUGUGUGAUGCGGUGGAUUUGAAACAGAAGUUUGGUAUGGUUGUUGGUGAUUAGAGAAAUGGGGAACCGUGGGUUGUCAACUGUGUUAUGGUUCAUAAGAGAUGGCUCUUGUUGUGCUGCUAAAGAAAAAUCUGGGGUUCUCAUUGCUUCACUUGUAUGCAUUGACCACUCAAGAAUAGAAUAAUACGGAGUAGUUGUUAGACUUUAAACUGAUAGAUUGAGGUUUUCUUACCCAGCCUAGUUUGCAACUGAAAGUUGAAACUUAGGUCUUGAUGCUGAGUUCAUUAUAUUUGAAAGCCGCUUCCCUUGUACCUUCAUCUAUAUGCACACAGAACCGCUUCCCUAUUAGCAUUAGUUUGUAAAUUGUUUUUCCCUCCAUUCCAGAUUUCACGGUAAGUAUGCAUGUAUUGGCAAUGUUAUGCAGCUGCUUCAGUAACACAAGCAUUGAGCAGGUAGACUGGCAGAAGAGGUUAGUGAUGCUACUACACACAAGAAUCCGGUCUGCCUUUUUUAUGACUGGAAUCCACUGGUGUGUUUACUACCGAAGAAGGAAAGUAGAGAAUAUGAUUACUUGUACAUCUGAAAAACAGAAAACAGUGAGUGGAGAAUGGAAAAUUGGAGAAAGGAAAAAGGAAAACAAUGUUUUGACUGGAAUCUGUUGUUUUGCUGUCAUCUUUUCUCCUGUAAAUGAUAGUCUUAGCUAGUAGUGUUUUUUAUUUGUAAUUCUGCCAUGAAUGUAUGUAGUCCAUGUAAACUUUACAGUACUAUAUGCCAGUUCAUAAGAGUAUCAAGUAUCAACUACUCUGGGGCUUGCUUUGUUUUCUAUUCAGCAUGUAAUAUUCUUGUAUUAGUGCCAAAAAGGGGAUCUUAUUGUAAUGUAUCUUUCAACAAUUCUUGUAUUAGUGCUGAUCUUUCGUGUGAAGAAGGUGAUCUUUCAGUCAUUUAUAAUGAA